Molecule: messenger RNA, 357 nt
Organism: Meloidogyne enterolobii
Lineage: Eukaryota; Metazoa; Nematoda; Chromadorea; Rhabditida; Meloidogynidae
Source: the annotation of a GenBank genome assembly
AGAAUUUCUUAUAAAAUGCCAAAAAAAGGCCAACACCUUAUUUCUUCUAAAUAUGAGCAAAAGAAAAAACAAGCACGGAGAGCAUCUGAAUCAAGUGAAAGCUCCGAAGCUGAAAGUUAUGCCACAGCUGAAUCUCAAUCUCCUGGACCAUCAACACCUCAAGUCUCAAGUAUUUGGGGCGAUCAUUCGAAAACAAGUAAAAUACAAACUGUAGCACUUGCAUCACUCAAAACUGGUUUUCAACAUAUUUUAUUUCAAAAUCCUGAAAAAUAAAAAUUUAGUUACCUAUUGCUUCAUUUGUAAGAAAAAAUUUGCUGAAAAUGACGACCUGACACAAACAAAAUGCGGUUGUUUGUU